Callithrix jacchus (white-tufted-ear marmoset) is the source of this 2730-nucleotide messenger RNA. RefSeq names its product neurogenin 2 (gene NEUROG2). Gene Ontology annotation, cellular component: nucleus. Gene Ontology annotation, molecular function: DNA-binding transcription factor activity, RNA polymerase II-specific; E-box binding; protein dimerization activity. NCBI's taxonomy places the organism in Eukaryota, Metazoa, Chordata, Mammalia, Primates, Cebidae. The record is from RefSeq and is a predicted model, not a curated record. Gene Ontology annotation, biological process: axon development; sensory organ development; forebrain development.
CUGCGCCUCGCGACCUCCAUUCAUUAAUAAAUUAGCGGCACGCUCCAGCCGAGCGCGAGCCACCAAUCACAAUGGACAGCGGCGGCGACAACAGCCGCAGCUUGAGCCGAUGCGGCCGCCCCGGCUUCGUCAGCUUCGGCCGCAGCCUGGAGCUCCAACAGGAGCUUUAGAACCAUUUUAUGCUGAUUAGAUAAAGGGGGAAAAGAGAGGCGGGGUGGUGGGAGGAGGAGGAUGGAUGGCAGGGCCAACGGAGGGUGAAAGGCGGUGAAGAAAGAGAAAGAAAUGAAUGAUGAUAAUGCAAUGAAAAGAAUAAGCUAGGGGAGGGAAAGCGAGGGAGAAGGGGGGCAGGAGGAGGAGGCGGUAGCGGGGGAGGGGGGACCCCGGGCAGAUCUGAUUGUUUUCUUGGUGGUAUAUAAGGGGUUUUAAGGAGAGUCGUGUGCCAGACACGCAGCCACUGAACCACAAGCAGCUUCGCUUUAACUGGAGUGCCUGGGAGUCGCGUGCCAGGAGCCGCACGGCCAGGGACUGACUGACAGACAGACACGCACCACCACCACAACACAGGACACCCGGGCUGGCCGCCGCCGCCGCCGGGGCUCUUGGCAAACCCUCCGGUCGCCGAGAUCCCCCGCGGAGCUGCGCCACGGUAGCGCCGGGCUUGCAGCUUUCGCGCCGGGCGAAGGACGCGGCGCUGCGCUCCCGACUGCAAGAUUCCGGGCACACACCAAAGCCACAGCAACGCCGAGGCACAGUUAGAGCCAACUAAGAUGUUCGUCAAAUCCGAGACCUUGGAGUUGAAGGAGGAAGAGGACGUGUUGGUGCUGCUCGGCUCGGCAUCCCCCACCUCGGCGGCUCUGACCCCGCUGUCGUCCAGCGCCGACGAAGAAGAGGAGGAGGAGCUGGGCGCAUCCGGCCGGGCGGGUCCGCAGCAUGGGGCUGAGGCCAGCCAGGGGGCGCGGGGCGGCGUGGCGGCGGCUGCCGAGAGCUGCCGGCCCUCGAGGCUGCUGGGUCUGGUGCACGAGUGCAAACGGCGCCCCUCCCGGGCACGGGCCGUCUCUCGGGGCGCCAAGACCGCCGAGACAGUGCAGCGCAUCAAGAAGACCCGGAGACUGAAGGCCAACAACCGCGAGCGAAACCGCAUGCACAACCUCAACGCAGCUCUGGACGCGCUGCGCGAGGUGCUCCCCACGUUCCCCGAGGACGCCAAGCUCACCAAGAUCGAGACCCUGCGUUUCGCCCACAACUACAUCUGGGCGCUCACCGAGACCCUGCGCCUGGCGGAUCACUGCGGGGGCGGGGGCGGGGGCCUGCCGGGGGCCCUCUUUUCCGAGGCGGUGUUGCUGAGCCCGGGAGGGGCCAGCGCCGCCCUAAGCAGCAGUGGAGACAGCCCCUCUCCCGCCUCCACGUGGAGUUGCACCAACAGCCCCGCACCGUCCUCCUCCGCGUCCUCCAACUCCACCUCCCCCUACAGCUGCACUUUAUCGCCCGCCAGCCCCGCCGGGUCAGACAUGGACUAUUGGCAGCCCCCACCUCCAGACAAGCACCGCUAUGCACCUCACCUUCCCAUAGCCAGGGAUUGUAUCUAGAGCUGCCAUCUCUGCUACCCACGCCAGGCCUUAGUGGGUCCCCUUUCCUGUCCCCAGCCGAGCCCUCCUCCCUUCCCUUGCCCCUCCUUUCCAAGCCCUGGAAACCAUCUCACUUCAAAGGGCAGGUGUAGCCUUUCCGAUUCCUUGCUUGUUUCUUGCAUUUCCUGGCUUGGGGUCUCAUUCAUUCAGACAGGCUCUGAUUUAUUAAAGGUGUGACGGAGCUUACUGUAAAAGCGAAGGGUGGCGUUUUGGAGGCGCUUCUUGAGACGAAAAAGACGCUGGGAAGAGAUGAUGGUGGCGUAUCUAAAGAGUUUGCAGAGCGGACUGACGCUCCUCCCCUUUCUCUCUAGCGCCGGAGGACUUGGAGCAGUUCGUGUGAAUCUCGCAGGGGGAAUGCAACUGGUUCCUGUGAUCCCUUCACCUUUGCUUCUACAUAGAGAUGUUAAUGUCGAGUAGAAAGAAAUGUAUCUUAGCAUCUGAAUGAUUUUACUGGUAAUAAUAUUAUCCACAGAUUUGCAAUGGCUGGCAUCUGCUUUAUUCCCAUUGCUGUCUGUAGGCUGUGGGAAUUUCACCUGUCAAACCAAACUUUCCCUCUCUGAUGUGCACUUUGUUCUGUUUCCCAGAUUCGUCACAAUGCCUAUUGUCCUGUCCUUCUCUUUUCUCUUUCUUCCCCAUUUUGCCAUCUGUCUCUUAUGAUUUAUAAGGGGAAAAAAACUUGUUUUGUUAGAGGGGCAGGUUAGAAGUCAUUGUAUAAUUUGUAGGUUUUGUAAUGAUUGAAUGCAAGCGUGGAAAUUUAGGCUGAACUCUCUAUCAAAAGGAAAAAUGUGGAGGAAAAGGGAAAAAUCAGGAGGGAGGAUUGCUUCAUGCAUUAUUUAUCUCGACCUUUUAUGGGAGAAGGAACUCCCCCCAUUCUUUAGAGAGAUUAAAAAUAAAUCAACAGUCUAAAAACCUAAGCAGACACGGAGCAUUAUCGGGAUCAGCCACACACGUGUUCCCUUCUAUUUAUUAUAAAUAAAAUUUUCAUGGGAAAAUAUGUAUUUUUUUGUAUAUUCUACAGAGUUUAUUCUAGUAUGUAUUUACGUCUUGAAGAACAAGAAAGUUGUUCUUGUGAUUAAACUAUAAAUAAAGUAUCUAAUUUUCAUAA